Messenger RNA from Spirometra erinaceieuropaei, 3302 nucleotides. NCBI's taxonomy places the organism in Eukaryota, Metazoa, Platyhelminthes, Cestoda, Diphyllobothriidea, Diphyllobothriidae. The record is from the annotation of a GenBank genome assembly.
AUGAGACCCGUCAGAUCUGAAAUGGAUGCAGUAUACGCCGAACUUUUGAAGCACGUGCAUUUGCCGUCAUCGGAUUCUGAAAAGGAGAAGGUUGCUGUCAUUGUGCCGUACAGGAAUCGGAAGGAGCAUCUGCUGAAAUUUAUAGCGCGUUUGUUGCCUUUUCUCAGCAAACAAAGGGGUCAGUAUGUUGUAAUUAUUACAGAGCAGGCUGACAAUCAGGGCUUCAAUCGAGGCAAAUUGUUCAAUGCGGCUGUUACGGAGAUAAAGAAAAGUCCCCCGGGUGAUCGACUGCAUGGCAUAAACUGUUACAUACUCCACGACGUUGAUAAAGUGCCAACAUCGCCUUCCACGGUCUACGAGUGUGGGCAACAUGUCAAGCAACUGGCAACUGCAUUCCGAACUGGCACGGAAACUAGGUGGUGAGAAAUUUAUUUUACUAAAGAUGCAGAUUUAAAUUCGUAAAAACAUCCUAAAUUACUUGCACUUCAGUGAUAAUUAUUUAAAAUUCUUUCUAGAUUGUCUAUAAUAGUCACCGUCAUCCAAAUGUAUGAUUUUGUCAUUGUUACCCCUCUCGCUUUUACGCGUGUUACACCUUGUUCAAUGAAUUAUUUAUGUACAACUAUCAUCAUAAGAGGCGAGAUGUAUGUGUUGAUAUAUGCAGCCAAUGCGGUGUCGGAGAAACUAUUCCAACCCGAAUAUUAUUCCAUUGCCGAAGACAGAUAUGAUUGAAUAUAUGAUUUGUUCGAGUGCACUAAUAUAUACUUCUUAUAGAAUUGCGCUUAAAAAUGAAAACAUAUCUGUAUUGCAAGUAGAUUGCUGCCUACAUCCAGUGUUUAAUGUCGGUCGGAAUUAUGCGUACAUUGAUCUUCCGUUUUUCAUAUCUGUACGCUGUUAAAUGCCCCUUAUUGUGGUUAUUUUUUUAAAUUGGUAAAGUAAAACGUCUAGGAAUAUAAGACGUAUUACUUUGAUGGUAUUCACACGAAAAUGAAUUUGUAGGAAAAGGAAUCAAUUAUAGUGUCAUAAUGAAGGGCUAAAUUAAGGAAAAUCGAACCCACAGAGUGAUUUGCUUAUAUUCGGUAGUUAAUUCAACAAAACGAAUCAUUAACUUUAGUGCACAACAACAGAGCAAAAUAGGAUGUAAUACAAAUACAUCCGUUUGCAAAAUCGCCCAGGGUUUUGUCACAAACUAAUUUCUACGACGUUGGUAAGACAAACAUUGAAGAUACUUGACCACGAAAGAGAAGCAGAAAAUGGUGGAAUUCAGAAGAGCAUUUGGCGAGCCUAGACAUCCGAUAAAUUCUCAUCUGGCCUGCGCACUUACAGUAGAUGUGCUAACUCAUGAAAUGUCAACCAAAAUUUAGAAAUGCGUUCUCGUUUCGAAAAGAUAAAUUAAGUAAUGUUGUAAAACUAAUCAUGAUGCAGCAUAAAUCUAUAAUGUCGGCUUUCGAAAGAACUUAUUUUCGGCGGCAUGCAAGAUCUAUACUCUGCAAAAAAUGACCAUUUAUGUAGCAUGCAAUUUUCUCAUUGAUUUUUUAGUGAACUUCCUUCCUGUUGCAUGCAAAAACUACACUCUGUAAAAAAGACUGCUUAAGUAGUAUGAAUUUUUCCCAGUGAUUUUCGAUGCCCCUAAAUGUCUAGUUAUAUUUCAUAGAAAACAUGCAUAAAACUAUUCAUUCUUUUGCUCAUUAGGUAGAAAAGUGCGUCUUCUCCUAAUUUAAUGCUCUAGGGGGGGACAUAAUCCGGUUUUAAAAGAGUUUCUAAUUAUUGGGCUUUGAAAUACCGUAUAAUAGCCGUUCAUUUAUCGUCAUGUCUCUGCAUUUACCAAUAUGGCUUGUAAAGUUAACAAAAUGGAUCAAACCCACUGCUAACGUUUAUGAACCCUAUAUGGUCCCUCCUUAUCACCGUAUAGAAAUGUAUGGUUUGCCGUACGCGGAGAAUAUACAGCUUGUAGUUUGGGAACCCUGAAUCCAAGUGUAACGGUAGAGCGGGUUCAAAAUUAUUCGGGAAUUGGAAAAGUUUUUUAAAACCGAAUUAUGUCCCUCCGUCGAGUAUAAGAUUGGAAGAAGACGUAAUUUUCUAUCGAAUGAACAAAGGAAUUAAUAUUUUUAUGCAUGUUUUCCAUGAAAUCUAAUAGGACUUUUAGAGGUAUCGAAAAUCAAUGAGAAAAAUUCAUGCUACUUAAGUUGUCAUUUUUUGCAGAGUAUAGAUCUUGCAAGCAGCCGAAAAUAAGUUCUUUCGAAAGCCGACACCCUGAGGUAACUUGAUCAUUAAAGAUUUAUGCUGCUUAAUUUGUCUUUUCGAAACAAGAACGCAUUUCGAAAUUUUGCCUGGCAUUUCAUAAGUUAGCACAUCUACUGGAACGAGGCACAAACUGAGACUUGUGAACGAUAAGUGCAAUCGACUAAGGUUCGUCUUUUCAUACAAACGGAGUAUGUAAAUAAAGGGGAGGGAAGGGAAGGGUGGCAAUAAGUGACAGUGAGGGUUAGGCAUGGCCGUGUCAAAUGGGGAGAGAAGGGCGAGGGGGGAACGGGGGCGCGGAGACAUGCAUAUAGUUAAUUGAUCCUUGACCACGGCAGAAGUUCGUCUGUGCUCACAGGGCCGGAAUCUGUAGCUUAAUGGCAGUUGCUUCUGUUGUUGCUUGUAAGCGAAGAUCUAGUCGCUUAAAGUAUUUAGGUGGGACCUUAUAAAUCACACGGAAGGCUUCCUCGGGAUCCACACGAUACACAGACUCGUACCGAGAAGGGUGUUAUGUGUGACAUUUUUGAGGUCCAUAGAUAACUACUGUUAUUUUCUUGUACAACCUGAUGAGCUGGAGAUAUUAUUGUGAAUAAAGCGUGGAGUUUAUAUUUCGGCAAAAUAAAUACACUCGAUGUGUUCGGAUAUUUUGGCAUGGUAUGCAUUUCAAAGACGACUUUAUCGUUGGACUAACAUGCACAAAUUUCCAAUUGCAUUUCAGGUUGUACAGCACAUUUCUCGGGGGCGCGACUGCCUUCACGUGGGAACAGAUUGAAAAAAUCAAUGGUGCUUCUAAUAUUUUCUACGGUUGGGGUGGCGAAGACGAUGACCUGUCUCUUCGACUGCACUUGAAUAACAUUACCGUUGAUCGAACUGUAGGCAGUGACGGUAUUUUUGACGAGUUUGACGCCAAUCAUCCACGAGAUGAAAAUAAGGAUCGCAUUAAAUUAACUACUAUGGACAGUGUGUCCUCCCGUUGGAUGAAUGAUGGAAUCAAUCAAACACGGUACCAUCUUCUUAGCAGAUUUGACUACGAAUAUUUCAUUUGGCUUCUCGUGUCCAUUUGA